CCUAGCAGACACCGGUUCCUUUUCGAAACGGUGGAGGCGCUAAGCCGCCGGCCUAAACUGCUCGCCGAAUUCGGACUCGCCCCUGGCGAACAUGUCUUCGGUGCAGGGAGUGAUCUCUUCGUGAUACGUGAACCUUCCGCGAGGAUGAGGACUUGCCCACGGUGCCGGAAGAGGGAUUUAUUUUAACGUAUGAGGUGACAAUGUGGGUCGUUUUACUUCUGGUGACCAGUUGCUCCUGGUCAUGGGGUCAGGUGAUCAACAGGGCUCCGCACUUUAUCCAGGGAGGUGACAUGGCCAGGAUGGCGGUUUCGGAGGGCACUCCACCAGGUGCACCGGUUUACACCCUCCAGGGCGAAGAUCCCGAGGGUUCUAGACUGCACUAUUCCAUCAGUGGGGAAUACUUUUCCGUGGAUCGCGAAACCGGAGUCGUCGUCCUGAGGAAGGCGUUGGACCGCGAGACGCAAGAUCUCAUUGAAGUUAUCAUCAGCAUAACAGACGAAGGUGUAGCUGGCUCGGAGCCCAACACCGUCUCUUUGCGUCGGGAGAUAGCAGUCCUGGACGAGAACGACAACCCACCGGUUUAUCACGGACGUCCAUAUGCAGCCAGGGUGCCGGAGAGUGUCCGCGUGGGUGGUCUUCUGCUUCCUCCAGGAACCAUCACGGUCACCGAUCGUGACGGUGGAGUCAAUGCCGACGUCCACGUGCAGUGCGUCGCCGCUUCCAGGGACGACGACGUCUGCGAUGUCUUCGACGUCACCACCGAAAAGCUAGCCGAGGGAAAGUACGACGUGGAGAUUACCGUGAUGAAGCCUUUGGACUAUGAAAAGAGGAAUUCCUAUUUGAUAAAUCUAGUAGCUGUCGAUGGAGCUAGCGAUCCGUUCAAAAGGUUGCAAGCGAAAGCCACGGUUGCGGUCGACGUGUUGGAUGUUCAGGAUCAACCACCGGUUUUCCUCAACGCACCUUACAGCGCUGCUCUUCCUGAGAACACCCCAGAGGGUCACGUAGUUUUAACAAUAUUAGCUCGCGAUGGUGACACAGGUGAACCAAGAUCACUCUUCUUGAACCUGGAGGACGACGAUGAUGGACACUUUACCUUAGAAUUAAGCCAUGAAGGCGACAUCACGGUGGGAAAGCUCGUCACGACCAAUGUGUCAUUGGAUCGGGAAGAUGCAACAAUUCUGCAAAACGGUGGGAUCUAUACCUUUGCGGUGAAGGCUACCGAGUUAAUAAACAACGAGAUACCUGCAGACACAGCGACGUCCAUUGUGACCAUAGUCGUCACCGAUAUCGACGACCUUGCUCCGGUAUUUAACGAAGAUUACUUUAGUAUAAAGAUCUCCGAAGACACUGGAAGCGAUACACCUCUACCUGGCCUUAACAUGGUGGUCAGUGACGGAGAUGUCGGCGACAAUGCAAAGUACAUUUUGGCUCUUCGGGACGUGCCGGGAUACCCGGGAAUUAGCAAUGCCUUUUCUGUUAGUCCUGAAGAAGCUCAAGGCAGAGUUCCUGUCGUUAUCAGGGCCAAGAAUACGGAUGUUCUCGAUUACGACGUUGACGACCCUAGAAGACGGGAGCUUGAAUUUGAAGUCACUGCCUCGGUAUCUGGCCAAGUUGUCGCCUCUUCCACGGUGCACAUAAAAUUGCUGGACGCAAACGAUCACAGCCCGGAAUUUUCUCAGUCUGUAUAUAAAUUGUCGGUACCUGAGGACGCCAAACCUGGAGAAUUUUUUGGCAACGUUUUCGCUAAAGAUGACGAUAGCGGGGCCUAUGGAGACUUAACGUACACUCUUCGUGGUUUUGGGGUGGAUAAGUUCCGCACUGAUUCCAAAAAGGGUGGCGUCUUCGUGGCGAUGAACUUGGAUUAUGAAAUUCAAAAGUCGUACUCUUUAACAAUGGAGGCCAAGGAUGGCGGUGGACGAGUGUCCACGGUGAAUAUCUUGAUCGAGCUGGAAGACGUCAACGACAACGAGCCUGUCUUUGAACAACGAGAGUACUCCAGAACUGUAAGAGAAGGUGCAACUAGUUUUGAUCCUCAGAUGUUCGUCAGAGCUACGGACGUGGACGGGCCAACACAAGGAAACGGAAAAGUGACGUACUCCAUAAGUCAGCACAACAGUUUGACCGAGAACGUCUUCAGGGUGAACUCGGAUACAGGUGAAGUGACAAUGUCUAAGCCUGCGAGCUCGGGAGAUACGGAACGUGGAUUGUACGAGCUGAAAAUAAGGGCUACGGAUGAUGGCCAUCCACCUCUUUACUCCGAGGCCAAGUUUCUGGUACGCGUUGGUGUACCAGGAAACCAGAAACCAGUAUUUAGAGGUAAUUACAAGCCCGGGUUACCUGGACCAAGUAGUUACAGGGCGAGGCUGCUGGAAAAUGCAACUCCGGGCACAGAAGUCAUUCGAGUUGUGGCAAAUGAUCCCGAUGGCAGGGACAACUUAUUGCAAUACUACAUUGCUGCUGGCGCUAAAGACAAUUUCGUUAUUAAUUCCAGUUCUGGCGUUAUCACGGUAUCGCCCGAUGCACGACUGGAUUUGGAGAGUGGCGGAAACAAGUACGAGGUGAUAGUUUAUGCCGUUGAUUCCGGAACACCUGUCAGAGAGACCGCCACAACUACGGUCACGGUUAACAUUUUGGAUGUGAAUAACAAACCACCGGUCUUUGACAAUUCUACGUACUUGGUAUACGUAUCCGAACGAGCGUCUAUCGGUGAACCCGUCUUAAAGGUAACAGCUACUGAUCCUGAUUUGGAUGCCAGUAUCGAAUAUUCCUUGGUGGAGCCGAUCAGAGCAAUGGACAAGACAGGAGUGGCUUUGAAGAGCACAAGUUUGUACGAUUACAAAAAGGCAUUCACCAUAAAUCCAGCCAGCGGUUUGAUAACAGUGAACAAGGUUCUUGAUUACCAAGUAGCUGCCGUUGUCAUUUUGACAGUGGAGGCUAGAGACUUGAGCGCUGUAGUUGACAGGGAAAAACAAUUUGCCAAGGCAGAAGUGACCAUUUAUAUACAAGCAUACAGCGACGACAAUCCAACUUUUACUAAUUCUGGAUGGUCUCCAAAUAAUCCGACAAUUCGAGUCUCCGUGCCUGAAGAACAACCACUGGGAACAACUUUGUUAAUGCUAUCGGCUAAAGAACCAUUAACUGGACGCCCCGUGGAAAGAUUCGAACUUGUUCGAGAAGAAGACGAUGAGAGUUAUGUGAGCGUUGGGGUACAGAGUGGAAACGUUGUUUUGAGUAGAAGAUUGGAUUAUGAAGCAUUAAAUCAAAAGUUUAUAAGAUUCAAAGUGCGAGCGCUUACUAGAGACUACGAAAUAACGCGAAGGAAGUCCGAGGCGAAUAUAAUUGUUGAUGUACACGAUGUAAAUGACAAUAGUCCCAUCUUCACUCAAAAAGACUACAAAAUCUCGGUUCUCGAGUCAUCGCAAGCAGGAAAAAUUGUAUUAAAUGUGAAGGCUACGGACAUGGACAGUUCAAAUACCGAACAGGAGGUGAAAAGAGGCUACGGGGAAGUGAGGUAUACCUUAACUGGGGAAAAUGCAAAUAUGUUUGAAAUCGAGCCGAUUACAGGAAACAUACAGAUUGCGGAAAACGUGACUCUGGACAGAGAAAGGCAAUCCGUUCUCCGGUUUUAUGUUGUGGCGUCGGACAUGCCUCAAGGUGGAGCGGAACAAAGAACAACCAGAGCUCUGGUGACAGUCGAUAUAAUUGAUGUUAACGACAAUGCUCCGAUUUUCCCCCAAGAUUCUUACACUGCUGUUAUCCCCGAGAAUGCUUCUCCAGGAGUUAGUAUAGUCAACAUCACCGCGACAGAUCCUGACGAAGGAGCAGGAGGGGCGAUACAAUUCGAAAUUAUUGACGAAGGAGAAGCAAACGGACUAUUUAAAAUAAACCACACAACUGGUGAGAUAUACUCGGCUGGGGAAUUAACAGGAAAAGGAAGAACCGAGCCCUAUAAUAUGCGAGUUAGAGCCCAAGAUGGUGGUGAUCCUGUCAUGUACACCGAUGUACUGUUGACCCUGUACAUAGGGGAUGUAGUCAGCAACGACGGUGUACCUCUCUUCAUUAGACCAACCUUAGAAGAAAUAGCUCACAUUGCCGAGAAUUCAUCUAUAGGAAGUCCAGUAUUUCAAGUAGUUGCUUCCGAUCCCGAUGACCCUAAUCUACCGAAUGGUAAAAUCACCUUCAAGUUGCUGGAAGAUGGAAACUUUGGUAACGAUGCCAGCGCAUUCAGAAUCAACCGCGAUAGUGGUUUAAUCACCACGCAAAAACUGCUCGAUCGGGAAACUAAGGAUAGCUAUACCUUGAUUCUGGUUGCUCAGGAUCUCGGUGAUCCUCCUCAACAGGCAACAAGGAUUUUACAGGUCAUGGUUGACGACAUCGACGAUCACAAGCCGCAUUUCAAGAGGAAUUUAGACAGUCGCCCAAUCGAGCUCUCCAUCUACGAAGAGACUUCAAACGGCACCGUCGUGGGCAUUAUCGAAGCUAUCGAUGAGGAUAUCGGGGAAAAUGGAAUGAUCGAUUAUGGAAUCAUUUACGGAAACGAGGAUGAACUCUUUUCGGUAGAACGCCUGGAUAACAAUUCCGCAGUCAUCAAGUCCGCGGGGCGUUUGGAUCGCGAAACAGCUGAUCAUCACCUCCUUACUGUAAAAUGCUUUAAAUACCCGUUGAAGAAGACAGAUGUGGUUCGAAAAGCAUAUAAUCGGCAAGAUCCUUCGGAGAGGCAGAUUUUGGUGAAGAUUUUAGACAUCGACGACAACAAACCGAUGUUCAAAAAAGGACACGUCACUCUAGGAGUGCGUUUGAACGUUCCUAUCGACACUAGCCUAGUCACGUUGGAAGCUGUCGAUAUAGAUGCGGACGCUUUACCUAUCGAUUAUAAAAUCGGCAAAGUGUCAUUCACCUCUCUGGUAGAUUCUACCAUGUCUCAGGAUGAGAUACCUCCGCCGUUGUCCUUAAAUCCUGAAACCGGAGAGCUGAGGACCGCGAGAUCCAUGACAGGGUAUGCCGAUGGGUACAUGGAGGUUCCAGUGCAUGCCAAUAAUUCCGUCGAACUAGACAGACAGACCAACAUCACUGUCAGGAUAUUCCUUUUACGGGAUAGAGAUAUGCUCAAGUUUGUUUUCUCUAAACCUCCCGUCGAGGUCCGCAAGACCUUGGAACAUUUUGAGACUGCAGUUCAACGGGCCUUGUCUUUGCCCAUUUCCGUCAACGUUUACGACACUCAGUUCUAUUCUAAAGAGGACAACUCUUUAGAUUUCUCGUCCACGAGUUCUUGCUUCCAAAUGGUAGGCAAGGAGUCCUAUGACCUUAAUGAAAUGAAAGCGUUGCUUACCGACCCAAGAAACGAAGAGCUGAAGAAGGUCUAUCGUAUGUACCACGUGGACAAGGUGCAACAUUGUGCUCCGAUAGUAGCACGUGCCGAUGCGUCCAUGACCCAAAUGUGGGUCUUGGCCAUUGCAGCUCUUGUCGGUAUUGCUGCUAUUAUUUCCAGUUGUGCGUUGUGUUGCAUGCACGCAAAGUACAAAAGACAAGUGAAACACGCUCGUCUUCGAGAUCAUCCACGGCCACCAUUGAGUUAUGUCUCGGCGGGAUCUGGAAUGGUAAAUGCGACUUCCCAUACUACUUUGGGACCAGGAACCAUGGUGACCCUUGGUCCCCAUGAAGGUCCCUACGAAUGGGGUGCUGAUACCACCCUGUAUCAUCCCAGUACGCUUUCUAGAGCGUAACCAGACGAGUCGAUUCGUUAUUCGAUUCAAGAAUUUUCCUGAACAAUCGUUGAGUGGAAACAACGAUGUUUCACAAUUACUGUGGGUGUAUACAUGGAAAACUGGCGCUACGUUGUGUCGCAGAAGUAUGCUCUCUAAAGCGUAGAUCAGGACACUUGUAAUAUUAGAUUGAAGUACUUCCGAGGACCUUGCUAUCACGGCAAUCGAGGAUUAGAAAAAUUCCUGGUUGAAAUUCGAAUGACAGAAUUACUUCUCCGAAACGUGAUACAGCUCGGGGAGCUUUUAAUGCUGAACCGUCCACCUCGGUUUUUUAUGAAACAUCCCAGAAGACUUCCUGGCACUUCUACAAAAUGAUCACUCCUAGAUGAACAAGUUUCGGUUUCGUAUCUGCCGAAUUUCACCCAACACGAAACUGCAUAAAAAUAUGAAGAAAUGGUGCUAAAGCUCAAGAGUGGGACUCAACUUCGUUCAAUGAAGUUCAGCGUAGUUGGUCAUAAUAUAUUUCGUUGGAGGUUAUUCAUGAAUAUUAUUGUGUGGCAUCGCGCCGGAAAUGAACUGUUCAGCUGGGUUAUCACCUAUCUGAUUAUAUUCCCUUUUUAUGGAAACUAACUACGCUGCUGUACAUUUCGCGAAUACAGUUUGUUUAAGAGCAUCGUCUACAACAUUGAAGACUUACUGAAUCGCUAGGAUUCUC
This is a messenger RNA of Orussus abietinus, 6417 nucleotides long. It is a transcript of the gene Cad74A, whose product is annotated as cadherin-87A. The record is from RefSeq and is a predicted model, not a curated record. Lineage: Eukaryota; Metazoa; Arthropoda; Insecta; Hymenoptera; Orussidae. The transcript has 14 exons. Gene Ontology annotation, molecular function: calcium ion binding; cadherin binding. Gene Ontology annotation, biological process: homophilic cell-cell adhesion. Gene Ontology annotation, cellular component: plasma membrane; catenin complex. Bases 201 to 5723 code for a protein of 1840 amino acids.